Messenger RNA from Beauveria bassiana ARSEF 2860, 768 nucleotides. RefSeq lists its product as uncharacterized. The transcript has 2 exons. Bases 1 to 768 code for a protein of 255 amino acids. The record is from RefSeq and is a predicted model, not a curated record. NCBI's taxonomy places the organism in Eukaryota, Fungi, Ascomycota, Sordariomycetes, Hypocreales, Cordycipitaceae.
AUGUCGCUCACCGCCGCCCCCGCCCCUCGCGUCUUGGCCACCAGCAUGCGCCGAUCCGUCCGCAUCACGAGUCGUUACCAGUUUUGCCAGUCCAUGCACAGCACCCCUGCAUCGCGUCUGCUUCCACCACCACCAUCGACCUCAUCUGCCUCAUCUACCGGCCCUGCUGUCCUGUUGGCCGCCGUCACCACACCGAGUCUUCUGACCCGGACCAAACUCCGGCCUCGCCCCGCGUGCUCGACCCCGCAUGCCCAUCACCACCGCCCACGCCAUGCCGCAUUGCUGUCGACAUCCGCCUCGCGCCACGCCAAGAACCAAGUCUUUUCCCCAGUCCGCAACAAUGACACUUUUCAAACCUACCUCGCAACGUCGUCAUCGUCGCGCACCCCGCUCUUGACCCUCUGGACCGCUUCUUGGUGCCCAACCUGCCGCACCGUCGAGCCUCUCGUCCGAGCCCUGGUCGAGUCGGGCGUCGGCGAGGAACACGGCGGCGUCGCUCUCGCCUCCGUAGAAUUUGACAGUCCCGACAUCAUGUCUGCUGGCGCCGACGGCCUUGCCAUGACCUACAUGAUUACCGCCAUACCCACUUUGCUCAGCUUCGACGCCGGCGAGGCGCAGACCGCCACCAAGAUCACAAAUGCGAGGCAGCUGGCUGAUCGCGAGUUUCUCACCCAAUGGAUACGGAACGAAGCCCGGCGUCAUGGCGGCCGUGGAGGGGGCGGCCCCUCCCUUCCGUCUUUUGGCGGCUUAUUCGGCCUCUCCAAGUAG